Molecule: messenger RNA, 14963 nt
Organism: Protopterus annectens (West African lungfish)
Lineage: Eukaryota; Metazoa; Chordata; Ceratodontiformes; Protopteridae
Gene: LDLRAD4
Product: low density lipoprotein receptor class A domain containing 4
Exons: 3
Coding region: 743-1504 (253 amino acids)
Biological process (GO): negative regulation of transforming growth factor beta receptor signaling pathway
Cellular component (GO): Golgi membrane; early endosome membrane
Molecular function (GO): R-SMAD binding
Source: RefSeq, a predicted model, not a curated record
AGUAGUCUGGGACUUCUGCUCUGGAGAGGAGGUGCUGCAGAUUCGGCUGAAAGUAUUUAGCAGUGUUCGCAGCAUAUGAAGACGUUAAUCUUGCUGCAUCUCAAAUGCAGAACAGUUUGCAGAGUCAGACUAGUAACUUUUAAGGGCUGAAGCAGACACAAACGCAGAACAAAGAAACCUGGAAUUAAGCAAGUUUGCCUUUUCAUGCUGUUUGCUGUUUUUCAGAAGAGUAGUGAUAACUUUUAAAUGGGAAUCACGGAGCUUGUUGUGACUUUGCACAUGGAGUUGUGCUUUUUGCCACUGAAACAGCUGAUGCUGAAAAAAAAAAGCUGAAAUGUGUAUUGCUUUUCCUGUGCUGCUUUUUAUAAACUAUAGUGAACAACCAGCAAAUGCAGUUUCAGCUGACCUGAAAAGACAAGGCCUUGGAUGUGAUAUCUAUUUCCACAACUCUACCAGCUUCCUGCCACACUUCAUCUUCCUCUUUUUCAAUGGCAGCUGAUUCACUGGUAGCUGCCAUCUGUGGUUAGAGUCGCACUAUUCAAGUUUACCACUUGUGCAUUUAUAGUUUAGUGGGGAAUAAUCGAGACACAGCAGCAGUCCCUGCACAAGCCCUGUGUGGGUGCAUUUUGAGGAAUUUACUGAACAUCAGAACUCUGCAACACGGCUGAGAUGCAGUGAACUAUAUGUGGGGCUUGUCUGUGUCUGUGUGUGCAGGUUCCUUCUCUGUUCCAGAGCCUCGAUUAUGAACAGUGAGCAGGUGAAUGCCACAAAAGACACACAGCCCAGAGACGUGUUGCGAAAAAAAGCUGAACUGGAAUUUGUUCAGAUAAUAAUUAUAAUUGUGGUGAUAACUGUAAUGGUCGUGGUGAUAAUCUGCCUCUUAAACCAUUAUAAACACUCUACUAGAUCCUUUAUAAACCGUCAAAGUCAAGGCCGAAGGCAGGAAGACACCUUACAGCCGAUAAUGUAUGCUCCAGGUUCCAGGGACAGAGUCUCAGCUCCAUCGUUCAUGCAGAGGGAUCGCUUUAGUCGUUUCCAGCCCACUUAUCCAUACAUGCAGCAUGAUAUUGAUCUUCCUCCAACCAUCUCGCUUUCAGAUGGAGAGGAGCCACCACCAUACCAGGGGCCAUGCACACUUCAGCUCCGGGAUCCAGAGCAACAGAUGGAACUGAAUCGGGAGUCUGUCAGGGCACCACCAAACAGAACCAUUUUUGACAGUGACUUAAUAAAUAUUUCUAUGUAUAAUGGAGGGCCACACCCACCAAGCAGCAAUUCGGGCAUAAGUGCAACUAACUAUAGCAGUAAUGGAAGGAUGGAAGGACCACCUCCAACAUAUAGUGAGGUCAUGGGACACUACCCAGGAUCCUCUUUUUUCCAUCACCAGCACAGCAAUGCACCUCCUCCCUCACACAGGGGCAACAGACUCCAACUGCAGCAGAACAAUUCAGAGAGCACAACUGUCCACAUCAAAGGCAAAGACAGACAGACAGGAAACUUUGUCUGAGCUCUUUAAAUGUGCACUUGGACUGACAGACAACAGGAGUGCAGUGAACCACUCUUGCGCACAAUAUUAUUACUGCAUUUUACUUGGAACAACUUAAGAGAACCAAACUCAGAAUUAAGUUUUUUGUUAUUAUUUCCUUUAGGGGAGUGCAUGCUAAGUGAAUCUGAAUAAUAGAAAACUUCCACUCGGUUUUGACAGAUAGCAGUGUUCAGAAAUCUCUUUUUAAUAUAAUUAUUUAAUUCUAAAAGGAAACGUAGCACAGAAGUUAUGCUUUUCAAGUCUUUGUUGUAACAGAUGAAGAGCAGAGGGAAGCAGAAAGUGUUAGCAGCUAAAUGGGAAAAUUGGCCAGUCUCCAAGAGAAAAGUUUGUGAAUCAAAAUUCCUGUUUCGAGUGCCAAGGUAUAAGUUAAAGAUUUAAAAAGAAUGCAAGGAUUUUGUUUGUGUAAAGGUAAAUGUGUUUUUAAAAGUUGCACUAUCUUAAUGUUUAAAAAAGAGGGAAGUGCUUUGUGUGUAGUUUCUCUUUGUCGUCCUCUCACCUGUGGAAUGAAUGGUAAUUCCAUGGAGGUAUCUCUGAAGCAAACUAAGUUGGGGGUCAUUUACAUAUCCAGUGCACAUAAAGCAGGAAUUACAUGGACACUUUGUGUUGGUAGUUUUGCAAUAAUUCUUUUACAGAAAACACACCACCAUACCCCAAAAUUGACCUCUGUAUGCACUUGUUGGAUGGAAGAGAGCAGACUUUUAUAACACCAGACUUUAGUAGUUUGAUUUAAGAAUACAAUAACAUGAAUGCAGAAAAUAGAAAUAUUUAAUGGGGCUGUGGCAUGCCAUUCACAGUAACACUAGUAAACAGCUAGUCAUUAUCAUUCGGCUUUUGAAAUUACCUGCAUGGGGAAAAUGGUGUUAUGGUUAUAUUGUACUGUUAAUUGCAGUUAAGACAGGCUUGGCUGUAGCUGGUAUCAAUAAGAACAUUUAGUUCUGUUCUUGGCAUCUGCAGUUUCACAUAUUUCUCUUCAUAAAUGAUAUUAUUCAGUAGACACUGAGAAAUAACUAUCAGAUUAACAUGAUGCAAAUGCAGCCAGGGACACUGUCAUUGUUCUACGGAUUCCAGAGAGAGAAGGAGAGAGUUCUGGACAUACCCAGGGCUAUUCAGUGCAUUCUUAUUGUUCACAUUUUGGCAGCCAAGUACAUUUGUAAGACACAAUGAGCACACUUAUCUGUGGUUCCUGAUGGGCUUAGUGUCAAAUCAUUCUAAAGGAUGUUUGUUGAAGUAGUCUGAUUUGUCUGUGACUGCCUUCUUUGUACUUAACCACAUUUCAUGCAGAACUAUGAAUAUUCUUUUGGCAUAUGUGAAGGACACUUAAAAAUGAUUCUUUCAUUCCUUUUCUUUACUUACCAGAGGUCAUACUGGGCUUCUUUGCUAGGAAACUAGCAUUCCUCAACCUGUUUAAUGGCUUUCCUUGCUUGGUAUCACCUUGAAAGACAUCAUGAUGUUUUCGCAAUGGCUUUUGUUUUCACAAGUUGAUGUAGCAAAGAUUUUCUGUAAAACCUGUGCUAGCUUCAGCAUAAGUAAGUUAAUUUCAGAAAAACUUUCCAAAGUAUAACUUAAUUAUGGCAUAAUGCUUUCUUACAAAACAUUUUGCAGGGUACUUUCUUAACAUUUUUAUUCGAAAAAGGCUAUAUAAACUUAAAUAUAUUUGUUGUGUAUUAUAAAACUAUAUUUUACAUCUGAUUUUCUGCAACCACAUGCCAUUUCGUGUUUAUUUAUUCUGCAAUGCCGGCACUUUGGAAGAAGGGGUAAUGACUUUUCAGCAAGCUAAAACUUGCUUAUUGGCACUAAAUUAUAGGAAAACCUAUUUGUGUAGGUUUUUCUUCAAAGGUUCCCACAAAAAAAGGAAAUAAUAGAAGCAUGGUAUCCCUGUACAAUGUGCUGUAACCAUUGCAUAUCAGGAAUCUGUAAAGCAAAUUAUGAUGCCCCCUCCCCAACAGAAGCUAAGAAUUUAUCCUUAUAAUACACUGCUUUGUUCACAGAUUGUGGUUUUACCCAUCAGUGAGUAUUCUGAACACAUACAAAAGUAAAGCAUAUAAAUUGGAACAGCAGAUGUGCUUGUAAAAUAAUUUUAGCAGUUUUGCUGAGUGCUCCACUCAGAAGUACCAUAUACCAUACAUCCUUUCGACUUGGCUGUUCCUGAGUGGUCGAAAGAUUCCAGCAACAGCAAUUGUAACCAUUUAUGUUGUGAAAUGUCCCCCACCCAUUUUAGUUAUGAUGGUAGUAGUCCUAGCACCAAGUGAAAAAUGACUUCUAGAAUACCAUGCUGCCAGGUGAAUCUAAAGAAGGCACGUUUUCAAGCCAUCUUGACUCUAGUGGUGGUCUUCAACGUAAUUUAUGGGAAAAGCUUUUCUAUGACUGUCUUAUAAGGGGAAACCUCAGCUCAGUACAGUUUAAGGUCCUGUGCUUGGCCCUCUGCCCCUACUUUAUAUAUCAGAUCCUGGCUUUAAGUGAAGAAGAGAGACUGACAGGCAGGCAGACAAACAGUGAAAACAUGUUUGGGUUAGUUUUGCAGGCUUAUGUUCCAAAGUAGCAUUUACAGAUAUAACUUUUCAGACCCCACAACCAACAGUAGGCCAGAGUGCACUGGUUCUUUUAGUUGUGUCAUUUACAAAGUUUGAAAGUUAGUGUGAUGACUCUACUGGAAGUUUCUUCAGAAAGAUUUUAAGAAAUGACAGCAGUCUGUGUAACUGACAGCCUGAACUUAACAAACAUCACAUAUAUAAGGUCACCCUACGAGGUGCAUCUCCAUUCACAUCCAUAUAAAUGUGCAAUGACAGCACUUAGCCUUUUUCAUAACAGAGAUAAGCAACAAGUAGUGUAAAAUAAGAAAUUACAACAGUGGGGCAUGGGUUGAGAAUAUAAGAUAGAUGAAAUAACUCACCUGUUAUUGGAUAGGAAAACAAUAUCCAUCUUUUGGAAUUGCCUGAAAAGACAUUCUGAAUGCGUCAUCACCCACCUUGGAAGAAAAUUCUCCAGCCUUUAAGCCUUUAGUCAGACACUCAUAUAUAAAUUCACUUUCUUCUAGUGAUACAUUUCCUCUCCAAGUGUUUAAGCCACUGUCCAUGUGCAAACAUAGAAGCAACAUAAGUAGUCAUUUUGGACAGGAACGUCAGAGCAGUUUGCCUUACAGAUGCUGCUUGUGAUUCUUAGGGUAACACAGACGUUUUUCUUCCCAUACCCACCCACAGAAGAUUUCCUUCUGCUGGACUCGAGUGACUAAGAAGGUUAUGGAAGUCAGGCUUUAUAAAAGUAGCAUGUCCAGUACGUCUGUCACCUUCAUACCCUAAUCUUUUAAUGGAAGAGAGUGCAGUACAUACCCUGACCUAUUUAGCAGCUGCAUAUAUCCAAGGAUGUUGUAUAUACCUUGAUAACUUCUAGACAGAUUUGUACUUUCAUAUCUUAUACCUCAAUCUAGGGCAUUUGUUUCACUGUAACAUAAUGUUUAACAAUGGAAGGCCUUUGUUCCACAUGCUAAGUGUCUGCGGGGAGGGGGUGAGAUGUAUGGCAUGGGUCUGUGUUUUUUCAGCUACAUUGCUGAACCCUCACAUAAGACCCUAGUAGAAACAAUAUGUUAUCAUGUGCAGUGACAAAAUGCUGUUUAGGAAGGUCUCAUCUUCCACAGAAAUGUUGUCACAGUCUUCCUUCUGGUUAGUAAGGGUCUUCCAUCUUGCACUCCUUAGCCAUUGCACCCUAAUGAAAAGGAGAUUCACAAGAUGAGUCUGAGAUGAACAGUUGAAAGAGAAAUCAAACAGAAGUCCUCAUCUGCAAAUGAGAUGAACGGUUUAUGUUCUCGGAUAACUUUGAACCUUCAAGGAUUCCUGAGGCUAGAUUCCAUGAAGACCAGCAUUGUCAAACCUUAUGUAUUAGAGAAAAAGAGGGCUCAGAAAUUCACCAAGGCUGACUUCAGUAGAACUGUGACCUUGUCCGUGCUGGGAAUUGGACACAGUACCUGUUUUAGUGCUGCUUAACUGCAUGGUCCUCGCGUAACAUAUUUUCAGUGGAUUAGUGACUGGACAGUCUGUAUUCCAUUAAAGCAGAUUUUGCUUGCUGGUUGUAUCAGCAGUUCACAAAUUUUAAACGUGAUAUGUGACAUGUUUCAUGCAUUACAUAUCAGCUCUUUUUAGUAUUUAUUAUUGUGGGUUGUACACCUAUAGCUUUUUGCAUCCUUAUUUUCUACCUGCUUAAAAGUCAUUUCCACCAAUGCUGUGUCACCAGUUACCUGACUGAUGCAGCUUCCUUAUUGUAAAACAGCUUUAUCAUCCAAGUGGAGAUCAAGGAAAGGGGUAAGCUCAACUCUCACUUUUUGAACUCUGUGAUAUCAGAAUCAUCAGGCUUUCCAGUGGAGAAUAUUUGCAACACUAUCAGGGAGCCCUUCUGGAGGCCUUCAUCUAAAUCUCUCUGUUUUUUUCUUUAAAAUCCCUUCCCUGUACAGACACCUUAAAUUAUUCAUGGCAUACCCACAAUGAUGUAGUUAUGCCACGUAAUGUAACAGUGGUAUAUCUACAUUAUUAUGCAUGGCCCCUAAUGAUGAUGUACAGAUGCUGUGAAUGCACAAAUACUGCGCUUUUGUCUCCAUCUUCUGUGAAAGGCAGAGAGGAGCAGCAGAGUUGUUAGCUGCUUAUCCCCCCCCCCAAAAACUGUGACUGGCCUUCCCCAUUCCUGUCUUCAUUUCUGGAUCCACUAAUUUUCCAUCUUCUGCCUCUGUGGUAUUUGUUUCCCUUAUCAUUUAUUCAACAUAUGUUAAAAUACAAUCCUGAUUCCCACUGUUAUUGUGUACAACUUCUAGUAACCCAGUUCUUUGAGUGUCAUAAUGUAGUUUGUUCCUUAUUGGCAGACUUUAGUUUUUUUUACCUUGUUUAGAAGGUUAAGUUAUAUCUCAUAUUUUUCCUUUGUCUUUUGUUAGUAGCAAGAUAUAUUUGUUUCUCAUCCUUGCAACAGUCUUUGUCACUGAUACAAGGUACAACUUAAUUUGGUGACCUUCAUUUUUUCUUUAUGUAAGGCAAAGGCACGAGGGAAUUGUUUAGCUUUUUUUUUUUUCUCUCAUGUUCAAAAUAAUGGCAGUAUGAAUUCAUUUGUCACAGUAAGGUUAUUAAUAAAUGAGAAAAGAUGGUGAAGUAUGUGCUUCUCUACAGAAUUCUCAGGAUGUCAGUAACUGAAAAAUAGGUGGUAACGUUCUUUUGGGAAAAAGAUACUAUGCCCAUUGUCUUCAUUGUUACGGCUUUCCAUUGGCAGUGUUGGCACUAACAACAUGUGAUUAUGUAUAAAUGUCUUCUUUCUUGCGCCUAUGUACAUAUAUGCAGGAGUAUAAAUGCACCUUCCAGCCAACAGGUUGCUUUAUGACAAUGUGGAAAACUUUAAAAGACACACUCACUCAUUCUCUCUGAUUUUCAUUGUUAGGAGUAUAUGCUUUAAUGUCUUCAGCUCCUUAGCACCAGACUUCCUUUGGUUACUAUAUGUGAUAUAGUAUUUUUUCUAUAAGCACACAUGCUGAACAAGCAGAUAUGACAGUGACAGUACAACUUAUAACAGGCUGACAUUGUUCUGAGAGAAGUGUAUUCUUAACAAACUUGCUAUGCUCAAGGUUACCUUUAAUUUUCUUAUUAAUUUAAGGGCUAUUAAGGAUCUAAUUUAAACUUUGCCUGUUUAAUCUUUUCCUUCACACUGUGUUGCCUGCAUAUUGUUUUUUUAUUUAUUUAUUUUUUUUUGUGUUUUAAAUAGUAAUUGGCUUCACCUGUGCUAAACUUGUACAUUUAGACUGCUUUGAUGAGGCAUAUCUCAUGUCACUUUUUGUCAAGCACUUGAGAAAAACAUAUGAUCAAUUUGUGAGCAGCAUAUUUUAAGGAGAUUUUUAUUUCAGUAUUCAAGGUCCUUAUGAACCUGACUGUUAAGUCUUGGGAUUUUAGUGGGCAGAGUCAUAUAUGGCAACUAGGUGAAGAAGCCUCUUUUAACUGCAUAAUUGUACUUAGAUAAUAUUCUGAAUUUAGAAAUCUUGAAGACAUGCCUAAGUAGCAUAAAAUUAGCCAAUGGAUUACAUUGUUUUGAAGUUACAUAUAAUACUUUUGCUUUAAGUAAAAUGCCGUUAAAACAUAUACUUACUGGGCUAGACCGUGAUGUCAGAUUUUACAUGACCAUGACAGGCUUGCCAAAUUAAAUGUGUCUGAUGUUGCAUUCAGAUGCAAAAUGGCUGAUGCGACAAUAAAUUAAAUGUAAGACUGUCACUACACUGUUAACAGUGGCUUCUUCACAUUUUAGACAUAUCAUAAGAAAAGUGUGCAUUACCUCUUACUUCAGAAGUGUAGCUGUUCUUAGUGGGAAACUGUUCCUUUGUGUGACCAAUGCACGACUGGACCUUAUAAAGGAAUCCAGCAUGAAUAGUACUGUACCUGAAAAAUGAAGAUUUAAUUCAGAUACUCAAACCACUUCAUUCAGCUCUUGACACUUGAGGGAAAAGGGAUGGCAUAUCAAACGUUAUGUAAAUUAGACAGUACACAUUUCACUUGUUGAUGCUAAAGCAGGCAGUGUUGUGUAUUGCUUGCUUCAGAACUGAAAACCUCAUGUCUGGCUUUAUUUACACCAUGCAAUAUUUUAUAUUUAAUUCAGAACUAAACAAGCUACAUUAGUCAGUGAGUUGCUAUGACUAUAGCAGUGCUCUCUAUCUGUGUCAUGAACAAUGAAGACAUAACAAAAAAAGAUUUUAAGAAUUAUGAUACUGCCAGAAUUAACUUUGUUUCAUUGUUUGCUAUAUUGCUGCUGCUAUGGCCGUUGCUGCUAUUACUGCUUUAAAUGGUUACGUAUGUUAGCUUUCAGAUCUGAUGCAGAGUGUGUGUGUGUUAGGACUUUUGUGUGUCAGAAGAGGCUUCAUUUCCAAGCUUUCUUUAUCUGUGUAUCUUUCUUAGUGUUUGCUUGUUAAUGUCCACUGUGGUAGAGAAAAAAGUGUAUUUUUUUCUUUUUUAAUCUGGAGGUUUGCAUGUUACUAGUCUGUAAACAACUUAAGGUGCCUCAUGUUCAAGUCUGAGCAGAUAUAGGAACCCCCUUGCACUCAAGCUCCCACCUUUGUUGUGCCUCACUUAAAAAUGGUGCUUCUUCAGUUUGUCUCUUUUUAUGUUUUAUUUGUAAGGUGCUGUAUAUAACUUGAAUAUAUUAUGCACAUAUCCUACCCAAUGGGUAGAACAACAAAAUAUAUUGUUAAUAAUGUAAGAUAAUGUAUAAAUAAUACCAAUUUUAACACAGUGGCAUAGAAUUUGUGAAUGCCUACCAUGUGCUUUAUCCUUUUUUUGUAAACAAAAAUAGCAAAUUAAUGCAUACAAAUGAUAGAUAUCUAUGUAUUUUAUUUUCCUAUAAAUACUUAUUAAUGUUACGCUAAAGGAACAUUUGAAAAAAGUUUUGGCAAUUGCUGACCAGCCUGUAUAGAGGAACUAGUUAUUUGUUGUAUCUUUGCAAUUACCAUUUUCUUACAAAGAAGCUUUAAUACUGCAAUGGAAUACUUGCCAUUUCUGUAUCACCUUGCUGUUACUUGGUAGGACCAGGAAAAGCUGACUGUUCUUUCUUUUUUUUCUACUGCUGGCUGUGUCAAGAAAAGAACAGAUUGCUAACAAUUUUCUAAACAAAAUGUCAAACCCUAACUGUGAACUCAAAGCUUUUAUAUAGAAAGAACACUGAAGGCUAUCAAAAGUGUAAACUGGCACUUGUUUGGUUAAAUGGUACUUUUACAGCCCAUCCUAUUGUUAUAGUAUCACAUUUUUCCAGUAAAUUUUGAUACCCCAUUCAUGAAAUUAUUGUAUUUUAACAACAUAUCUAGCAUUAAAAAUGGGUACAAAUCUGAGAACAUCUACCAGAUUCUACAUACAUAACAUUUCCAUGUUUGGCUUUGCCUGGGAUAUUAAUAGGUCUUGUAGUUCCUUCUUGGGGCUGAACUUUGUGAAGUGACUUGUUGCAGUUUCUGUGAUCAAGGUCUUACCUUAGUUUCAUGCUUUAGCAGGCACACAACUAGGUUUUGUCUCCCUCAAAUCAAUAAGCACAAGUUGGCACAGCGACAGAUGAGUACAGUAGAAAGUGAAACAGUCAUUUAAAAGAAAUACAUUUUCUUGUGUUUCCUCACUUUAAUGUUAUCAUUCAAAGCUAGCAAGAAUAUAUAUGUCAGGACUGCAGCAGUGCUAAAAUGUAGAUGCAGUCAAUACUUGAUGGAAUCAACUUGCAGUGAUACAGUAUGGCCACCAGAUAACAGUGGUGGAAAAAUCAUUUGCCUUUUUGUUUAAAAACAGCAAUGUUUUCCUCCAGUACUAAAAGGUGUAUUUUAUUGGUACAGUCUGUUCCUUUGGUAACUAAUGAUUUAUUUUUGUGCAUUUUUACCUCAAUUCUGGUACCUCUCAGUAACCUGCAGGUAAGGUGUAAACCCAAGCUACUGAUGAUGGAAGCUUUUCUCCUUAACACUCCUUAUUAAAUAUCCCAAUUAAAUUAUCCACCAUCUCUAAAUUAAUGUUCUUAUAAAAAUAUACAGUCAUGAAAGAUAAGAUAGGCACUGCAGUUUUUCCAGCACUCUGGCAGACUUUUGUUCCAUCUAGCCACACUCCCUAAUUCUGAAGACAGCAGUACUCUCUCUGUUCAAUGCACACAUCAGUGCUGAUAAAUAAUUCAAACUGUCCUCCCAAGUGAUAUCAGAUGAAUCCUGUCCUAGGAGGUGCCCCCUUAUGUACCAUGUGUUUCCAGCUCCAUAGUACCUCCCCAGUCUCAGCCCCCACCUGCUAAUGGAUCGGUAGUUACUUUUGCACCAGAGGCACAAGGGACAUGGAAUGGAAUUCUACCACCAUCUGUUCCUGAUCAUUCAGAUGCUGUUGAAGUCUUAGCCAUUUCUGGAUUUAAAUGAUUUUAGCCUUCUUAUCAGUUGUGUGACAAUUCACAUGAUCCCUUUACAACUCCUGAUACUAGUAGCCCCACAGGGCUUGUCAUCGGUAUUAUGGAUAUCUGUUGGUACAUCAGCAUAUGUGAGGCACAUAGAAGGCUCCUGUGCUUUAUUGUGGAUGGCUGGCAUUUCGGCGCAAGGUACUUCUGUUCCCAGGGUAUUUACCAGUGUUAUUUGUGAUAGGUGAGACAUGAUUCUCUAGUCAUGGUGUUAACCUGUUCUUUGCCUUGCUUGUAUCCACUUGUGUUACCAUCAGAUGGGAAAGGUUGUCAUUACAUCCAGUGCAUCUCAGAACAGUUACAGAAGUGAUUUCAGACACAGUGCAGAACUCCACCUUCAUCCUUUUGCAGGGAACACAACAGCUUGGGUGUCUGGUCUCCUUAGGUUUAGGUUCCUUGUGGACUAUUUUAACCUAGCCAAUUCCCCUCAAAGCUGAGAACCGAAACCUAUACCUUGUAGACAAUUAUGCCAGCCCCCACCCCUAGAGAAAGCUAGGCCACAACAGGAUUUGAACGUAUGCCUUUCUCAGUGAUAUUCCUAUACUGGUGUAUUAGCAAGGAGAGCCACAUAAGUGUCUUGUCUUGGAGAUGUGUUCAAGUCUGCCUUCUAGUUCACAUUUGUGAGCCUAUGACAUCAGUGUCACAUUUCCACUGAGAUACUUUCAUAUGUAUCAGUGGAUUCAUUCCUUGUCUACAAACCAAGACACUUUUCAGUGGAUCUGUAGAUUUCAGCCCAAAAAGGGAGAUGGGUUUUCUUGUUCUUGUUUAUCUGGUGCAGUUGCUGACUACAUUUGCUUCACUGGAGUGGUAUGGAACUUAGUACAAUCUGAAUUGCCAAUUUCUAUUUGUUUCUUCUGAAGAAAUAUGUCCAAAUUAGUCUGCAAUCAGAGGGUUAUGCUUUUAAUGCUGCAGGCUGUGAAAGUACUGCUGAAAAUGAGCCAUUUCUUGUAGGAUUAGACAAUUAUAUGGUAAUAUAAUACCUGAAACACUGGACGGUGGACUCGUUCUUUUUCUGGUUGCAGAGAAACUAUCCUUGUCUGGAAGUUUGCCACCCACCAGUGCAGUUUUUAAUGGUGAUCCAUAUCUCAGGAAAACUGAAUGUCCUGGUGGACACCUUCAGUUUUGGAAUGGGACACCAACUGGUGCUCUGACUUCAUCAGGUCAAUGUUCAGAUCAUAUUGCAGAAGUGGGCAUUCCACAUCUCACCCUACAUUUGCCAGUUGAAGGUAGUGCUGCUCAGUUCUGCUGACUAACUGACUUCAACAGGACAAAUACAGUGGUUAAUAGUGACAUAACUCAUGGAAUGGGGACAGGUUACAUUACCUAUUAACCCUUGUCCCUCACCUUCUACUGAAGUUACAUGAAGGAAGGUCAAAGCUUAUGUAUAUCACAGUGUGGUGGUCCAGGAAAGUUUAGUUAUGUCUGUUGAACCUUGGUGUCUCUAGAGAUAAUUCUGCUCAAAGCACUGAAGAUUUUAUAGCUAUGGCAGGAUGAGCACUUCUACUUAAAAAAGUAUAAACACUGUUUGGCCAGCAGAACUUACCAUAUAAAAUUUAGAACUUUUGGAGAUUGCCACAGUCUAUAAAGCAAGUGAAAAGGUCCCUUUGUCCUCAUUCUGUACCUUCCCAUUUUGUCUAGUCUGUUUCAAACAUUUUAUAGGUCUCAGUUACUCAACAAAAUACAGAAAUUGGCUAUCACACGAUAUCAUGAUUUGGUUAGAGGCAAGAUUUUGACCUAACAUAGAAUGGUGAAUUGCUUCUAAGGACAUUCACUUGAUUCUGGAUUCCAGUGAAGUAACAGUCUCUUCAUGAUCUACAUGGUGUCAUUUCCAUCUUUGAAAUGAGCUAGUUCAGCAUACCUAAAGUCUCUGUCAUGGAAAUGUUUACCUUGAUUUCUCUUGGUAGCUAUUAUUUUAACCUGAGAAAUCGCUUAGCUAUGUGCUGUCUUUCACCAAAUAAUUUCUCCUUUUCUCCCAAAGGAAGUUUUUGAGAUGUCAUUCAACCAGUCCAUUCAUCUCCUCUUUUAAUUUGUGUGUGGGGAAAACAGGGUUAAUAUAUCCUAUAUAUGCAGGAUGUUGUCUUUUUGGUUACAAUUUGAUCCCAUUCAUAAGAACAGACAUAACAGCUGUUCAUUUCCUUUGUACUUAAUCAGGAGGGUUUUGUAGUUAGGAAACCUAUUCAAUCCCAGUGUUUACCGGCAAAUUUUCCUUUAUCACUAGAAGGUUAAAGGUCCCUUAGUGCAUGCUAACAUGACAUUCUUUUGGGGGGGUUGUUGUGUCUUAUCAAUGUUCUAGAAUAUCUGCACAGUACUGUUCCAUGAUUAUCAAUAUGACCAAAAUGUCAUUGAAAACCACACAGGCAUCAUUUUAAGAAAUACAUUUUUGGGUCAAGCACUGCUGUCUCCCUGACAUCCCCAUACAAGAAAUUGUCCCCCUGUAGCAACCUCAAAAAAUUAAAUAUUAUCAACUUGCAGAUCACUGUAGAUCAGAAGUGAAAUUGCUGACUGCAGCAACCUCUCUGCUCUGCUGGAAGACAUUUGUAACUUGCAGAAAUAGCAUUUGCCAAUGUAUCAGGCUCAAUGAAUUCAUCUCCGCUGGAUCCCUCUUUGAUGAAUAAUAACGUUACGUCUUGACAAAUAGUCUUGCAGUAACUAUCUUGUCAAGCUUUGUAGCUUCACAUCCAAUUUGGAUGCAAAGUAUCCUCUGGGUGAACUGGCCUUCAUAGACAUCUGUCCAGAAGCUCUCUUUUUGUUUCUUUUGCCUUUUUUGGGGCUCCUUUUGACCCAUUUUUGGGACACUGCUUGGGAUUCGAGAAAAGUAUUCCACCCUGUGCAGACAGGCCUCUGAAAUGAGAUAUAACAGAUAUGUAAGUAUGUAGUAUUAUGUUAGUUUAUUUUCAAGAGGAUCCUGCAUAGUGGUUGCAUUAUUCCUGCCCAUUGUUUCUCUUCCAUGGGACACACUGGUAGCAGAACCUCAUUUAAAUAAAAUUCAGGUUUAUAGUUUUAUAAUUUCAUUAGAUAGUAUGCAACUUUCUAUUCUCUGAGGUGUUGAGAACUGGAAAUCCUGAGGUCAGGAAUAUGCUCUAACUAUAGCACAAUAAUGCUAUGAAUGGGCCAGAUGGAACACAGUCAUUUCAAGCACGGGAGUUCACAAUUUUAAGAAAAGCCAUAAGAAAGCACACAAGAAAGUUGCAACUACAUGUUACACUCACUGUGGAGGACCUUUUGGAUUGACAUAAUGAGCCCUUGGAUGUCUUCUAUUUUUUUUCUAGGAUUUUAUUUUAUGUCUCUCUCUCUUUAAACAGUAUGACCUUUAUCACCAAAAUAUUCCUGCUGGAAAUGCUGUCUGUCUACACCUAUAUACCUGCAAAGGUGUCACUCCAACAUUAUGUGUAUAUAUUUAGUAAAGCUCCUUCUGCUUCAUUCUGGAAGGUUGUUUUUAUUUUUGAUUGCUGUGCAAGUAUUAAGUAAUAAGGUUAAGACAUGAACUGUUUUGCAACUAAUUAUCAUAGUACUAUUUGCCUGAUGAUAGCUUCCUUUUGUUUAUGCCACAAAACCACAAGUAAACCUGACAAGAUUUUUAUUUCCCGAUAACUUUAAAAAAGUAAUUCAGAAAUCAGAGCAGGCACUUCCACAUUUCAAAUCUGAGUCUAAUGAUUUAAAGAAUGACACACGACAAAACUGAUGUAACUUUUUCUGUGAUAUGAUUUACUAGCCAAGACAAUCUGGAAAUGCACACUUGCAUGGCAUCUUUUGAGGCCAUAGGCUCAAAAUGAACAUUACAGUAUUGUAUCCUUGUACGGCUGUGAGACUUGUAAAAUGUGUUACUGCUUUAGCAAUGGAUAGCAUCCAGUACUUUCUUGAAUACUGAGCUGAUGUGCCCUACCUAAGUUAUAUUUAAUUAGAUGACCAAUUUUCUCAUGGAACAGACAAUGUAAAACGAAUGCCAGUGUUGCAGUUUUGACAGCUUGUAGGUGCACUUCAUUCCAGCUUUGAGUAUGUCAUCUGCAUAUGACAUCCCUUUCCCAUCUUCCCUUGCUGUUGACUUCAGAAAUAAUCUCUGGGUUAUACACUUAAAAUUGCCUGUUUUCAUUUGCAGUUAUUCAAAACUAUGUGCAGCACUUGGCAAUUAUUUAUCCAUUAAAGUUCUGUUGUAAAGAGUUUUGUUGAAAACAGUUACUUUACAGUUGUAGUUGGACUAGUCCUUCAUAUGAAUUCUGACAAUAUGACUUGCUUAAAGGAUUCUUUUUUUUUCUUUAACAUUCUUUGCUUGCAUAUAAGGUAACUCUCAGUUAUAUCAAAGAGAUGAUUACAACUGCAGUGUAUUUGCCUUUUUUUGUUCCUUUGAGCAAUGGUGAUGUCAUAGUUUUAGACCUAAGGUCUGUUAUUGCAAUACUUUACAGAAAUAUGUUGCUCUAAGUGCUGUUAGACAUAAACACAGAUUUUAUGCUUGUUCUUAAUACGCUGUGGUCAAACUGCAGCUAAAAAAUUAGUAAAGACUAAAAAAAAAAAUAAA